Molecule: messenger RNA, 2390 nt
Organism: Sinocyclocheilus anshuiensis
Lineage: Eukaryota; Metazoa; Chordata; Actinopteri; Cypriniformes; Cyprinidae
Product: myotilin-like
Exons: 10
Coding region: 1-1854 (617 amino acids)
Biological process (GO): homophilic cell-cell adhesion; dendrite self-avoidance; axon guidance
Cellular component (GO): plasma membrane; axon
Molecular function (GO): cell-cell adhesion mediator activity
Source: RefSeq, a predicted model, not a curated record
AUGGAUGCCAGAGAAUCGCUCUACACCUUCAACCUUUCAGACCAUUUUUACAUAGAGUUGAUAUUACUGGCCAGAAAAAGCAUUUCAAAGAGCAGGGAGACUCUUGUGGACACAGAGAGCAAACAGGGUUCUGCCAGUCAGGUGACUGAAGCUGCUGAGCUCUCCUCAAUGAGCAAACUUGAUCCUCCAGCAAAGGGGGUUAAAAACAGUGCCCCACAUCCAUUCCUUCCCACCAGCAAGCUGAGUAAACCAGUGGAGCCCAGAGGCAGUGCCAUGAACGUGGCUGACCUGCCCACCUUCUCGCCAUCGCUGUACCCCCCCAGUGCCUUUAAUUAUGAGCGCCCUCGCCAUUUCAUCCAGUCCCUGCCCAGUUUCCACACACCCAACAAUGACAUCAGCAAACCCAACAGCCUCAGUCCCCCAGCUUCAACUGCUGCACCAUUAGUGAGUCCUCCUCAGCCUGGACCCACUCGAACAUCAAUGUGUUCAAGCAUGACUUUGAUUCCUAAACCACAGAGCUCUCCAAACAAUGAGAAACUAUCAUCAGCAGCUUUCCUCUCAUCUGUCCUGCCUUCACUACCGAGCUCCCAGGCCAAAUGCAUUUCCAUACCUCAAUCUCCAUAUCCCCGGUGCUCCCCUAGAUCACCCAGCCCAACACCAAAGGCCCAAGAACAGCCUCUGUCUCCUCCACGUCAGUCGCUGAAUCAUGCUCCUGCAACUGUCCCAUGCCCGAAAACAACUGCUCCAGCUCUACAGCCCCCACCUGUGUCUCACAUGAGCUACACAUCCAACACCUUGCCAAAGCCAAUCUUGAAGAAGACUGUUUCCCGAGCAGCGUCUCGUGCCACAGAUGAAGAGAUUCAGGGCUCAAAAGAUGCUCUUAUCCAAGACCUUGAAAAGAAGCUACGGAACAAAGCUCCCCAACAAAGGAACAUUCAGAAGAUGUCAUAUGAGGAGCGAAUGGCGAGAAGAUUGUUGGGAGCAGAUAAUGCUGCCUCAGUAUUUGAUCUUGAAAAUGCAUUCAUUUCACAGCCUGCACAGCCAGGCUCUCCAGAAGGUCUCCAGCCUGGAGGAAUAUGGUCCAGAAAGAAUCGUCCCGGAGGGGACAGUGCAGAGGCAUCAACCAUCCAAGAGAAGUGUUUUGCUCCUCGUUUUAUACAAGUGCCGCAAGAUCUUACUGUUGAAGAGGGACGAUUCUGCAGGAUUGAUUUUAAGGUUGUAGGUUUGCCAACACCAGAUAUUUCUUGGUAUCUGGAUGGGCAACUCAUCCGACCUGAUGAUUACCAUAAGAUGCUGGUGUGUGAGAAAAGCGUCCACUCCUUCAUUAUUGAAGUCGUGACCAUUCAUCAUGCAGGUGUAUAUGAAUGUGUAGCGAAGAACCGUGCCGGAGAGAGCCACUUCUCUCUGCGCCUGGAUGUGAUUGCUCAGGAGCAGUUGUGUCCUCCCACAUUUGUGGUGAAGAUGAGGAAUUCUCGGGUUCUUGAGGGUGAUGCUGUGCGGUUAGAGUGUAAGGUGGCGGCAUCUCCAACACCUCAGCUCUACUGGAAGAAAGACAAGGAAAUGCUGCGAAUCGACCCCAUGAGAAUGAGUCUUUCUCAGGACGGUUCAGGAAAGCAGUGUUUGGUCAUUGAUCCAGUGAUAAAGUCUGAUGCGGGCUGGUACACUGUAUCUGCCAUUAAUGAAGCAGGCAUGUCCACAUGCAACUCCAGGCUAGACGUGGGCACUCGACUGAAUAAGUCUACCCCUCCAGUCAGGAUGCUGAAGAGUCUUCCCAUCUUGAGCCAGUUUUCCACACUGAGCACAGAGCCCGUUCCUCAUCACACCGCCCCACUAUAUGAGAGCGAAGAACUGUAGACACUCGUCUGAGUCAUGCAGCUUUCAUGUCGACAUCUGAUAUUAUUAUGCAGUAUUUAUGUAGUAUAUUUCUCUGUAAAUGAGCCAGUUAAGCAGUUUAGCCAGUACCGCUGAUGUUUGCCAUUCCAGCAGAAUCAACACGCUCUCAUGGUUGAUUUGGUUGGAAAUGGAUAACCAGUCUCAUGUAAAGCUGCAUAUUUAUGACACCCAGUACAAGAGAAAAAAAAUGUAUCUUAGUUUGUCAGUUUUGCAUAAACUAGACUAAUGCUUUGAUUGCUGUAUGCACUGUGGAAGCUCAAUAUGUGUGCAGUGUCUUCACUGAUACACUCGGAAAAUACAUGACCUUAUAUGUACUGAAGAUGAUAUUUGUUGGAAUUUUUGCUACUAGUACAAAGAAUUUGGUCAAAUGUAUUGAUUACAGUCCUGAACACAGAUGUCAUGUGUUAAAUAUGAUGAUCAUUUGAGUAAAGAUCUUUGUGAAAACACUACAGAUUUAUCUCUAAGUAUUUUUCUCUGUCAUGACACACUCUCACAUG